Amphibalanus amphitrite is the source of this 5161-nucleotide messenger RNA. Its product is annotated as integrin alpha-PS2-like. Gene Ontology annotation, biological process: cell adhesion mediated by integrin; cell-matrix adhesion; cell-cell adhesion. Bases 254 to 3490 code for a protein of 1078 amino acids. Gene Ontology annotation, molecular function: integrin binding. Gene Ontology annotation, cellular component: external side of plasma membrane; integrin complex. The transcript is spliced from 23 exons. NCBI's taxonomy places the organism in Eukaryota, Metazoa, Arthropoda, Thecostraca, Balanomorpha, Balanidae. The record is from RefSeq and is a predicted model, not a curated record.
GGCGGAGCCGCCGAGCGCCGAGCGGCGGACGGGCAGAGGAGCCAGUGCGCGUGGCGGCCGGCCUCAGAGAGGUUGGAGCGUGGGCGGCGGGGGUGGACCACGGACCAUAGACAACACGCUGACCAGGACAGUGGUCCAUGGUGCUCGGACUGUUCGCGCUGGUGAGACGAGACGCGGCGUGAGGUGGUGUGACGUUACUACGACACUGCUGUGACGGUGUCACGCAGUUCAGAGAGUACCGACAUCUCCAGUGAUGUCUGCGAUGCCGGUUACCACGCUGGCGCCAGUGUUGACCCUGCUCCUGUUGGGACCCGUGCCUGUGACAGAGUCGUACAAUGUGGACGUUCAAAAUAAGGUCGUCUACCGUGGUCCGGACGACGCCAUGUUCGGUUUCAGCGUCAGCGGGUACACAGACCAGUACGGCAGCUGGGUGCUGGUGGGCGCGCCGCGCGCUCAGACGGAGCAGCCUGGUGUCGUGCGAGGCGGGGCCGUGUACCGGUGUGAGGCCGAAAUUUUCGGACGGGCCCUGUCGUCCUACACCAACUGCCUGCAGAUUCCGUUCGACAUCAACGGUAACAACGUGGCUGCUGGCCGCGCGAUUGACGAGAAGUCGGAGCAGUGGUUCGGAGCUUCAGUGACCUCGACCCCUGGCCGAGACAACACAGGAGUAGUAGUGGCCUGUGCCCCACGCUACGUGUGGUUCUCGAGUAACCAGCGGCGCCGGGAACCCGUAGGAACCUGCUACGUCGCCAAGAACGGCUUCACCGAUAUCCAGGAGUACGCGCCUUGUCGUACAGCGGACUGGGGCUACCAUCGCCAGGGAUCGUGUCAGUCGGGCUACGGCACUGCAAUCAGCAAGGACGGGGAUCGUUUGUUCGUCGGUGCCGUCGGCAGCUGGUACUGGCAAGGUCAGCUGUUCAGCCAGCACCUGUACUCGCGUCCGGAUCUCUCCGGAACCGGCGAGGGCCCCACCUCGCAGGAUGACAGCUACCUGGGCUACUCGGUGGCCGUCGGGGAGUUCAACGGGGACGAUCAGCAGGACGUGGUCACUGGCAUGCCGCGCGGCGCCAACCUCACCGGAAAGGUGGUUCUGUACGACAGCAAUCUACGGAACCUGUUUAACCUGACCGGCGAGCAGAUCGGCUCCUACUUCGGCUACUCAGUUUGUGUGGCCGACCUGAACGGGGACAAACUGGACGACAUCGUCAUCGGCGCGCCCUUCUACACCGACUACUCCAACACGGAGGGGAAGUACGAGACCGGCAGGGUCGUCAUCGCCUACCAGAGCAGCCAGCACCUGUUCAAGCGGUUCGACUUCCUGGACGGAACCAAGUCCAAGUCGCGGUUCGGCCUGGCGCUCACUUCCCUGGGCGACAUCGACUGGGACGGAUACCAAGACAUUGCUGUCGGGGCGCCGCACGAUGGAAUGAGUGACGAGGGAGCUGUCUACAUCUUCCACGGAACCAAGAGUGGCAUCAACAAGAAGCCGACACAGGUGAUCAAAGCCUCCGAGCUGGAGCCCAACCUGAAGUCGUUCGGGUUCUCGAUUCACGGCGGUCUGGAUAUGGACGGGAACCAGUACCCCGACCUGGUGAUCGGUGCGCACGACUCCAACGCGGCCGUCUACCUCAGGUCACGGCCGGUGGUACACGUAGAGUCGACCGUGGUGUACCUGUCGGGCUCCAACAAGCUGCUGGAUCUCAGCCCAGAGAACCUCAACUGUCCGCUGGAGGACAACCGGCGCGUCGCCUGCGUGCCGCUCCGGUUCUGUCUUACCUACGAUGGUGUUGGUGUGGAUAAGAGAGCAGAGUUCGAGGUGCAGUUUCGGCUGGACGCCCGGCGGCCCAAGUCUCCGCGGAUGUUCUUCGUCGACCGGGUGAACCAGGCGCGGAUGAACGUUACCACGCGCGCGAUUUACGGCGAGCAGUGGUGCUACGAGACCACCGUCUUUGUGGAGGGCACGGUGCGGGACAAGCUGACGCCACUGGUGACGGAGGUUCACUACAGUCUGGUGACGCGGGGGCCCGGUAAGGGCCCGAGCCCGCUGACGCCCGUGCUGAACCUGGAUACGCCACCUGUGACCAGCGACACGCUCUCCAUCAGAAAGAACUGCGGCGGGGAUGGUGUGUGUGUGCCAGACCUGCAGAUCACCGCCAGACCCAACCACGCCAUGUACCUGCUGGGUUCCCACGAGCGGCUGACGCUCGACGUCAAUGUGUUCAACGCGCACGAGGACGCCUUCGAGUCACUGUUCUACUUGGACCUACCCAGUGGAGUUGAUUACGUAGUAACGGAAAAGGCCGAAGACUCUACAAACCUGCCCCUACUCUGCACCACAAAGAACCUGGAACACGAAGUUUUGGUUUGCGAUAUGGGUAACCCGCUGCCGGCCAAUUCUAUGGUUCAUUUUCUGGUGCACCUGAUGCCCCAGAGCACGUCUGAGGAGGGCCAGCAGCACUACCAGUUCACGCUCUCCGUGAACAGCACGAACGCAGAGGAUACCACCACGGUCGGCGAUAACGAACUGUCCAUCUCACUGCCCAUCCGGAUACACACAGAACUCGUCGUCUCCGGUAUCUCACUACCGGAGACGGUCCACUACAACGAGGGCGAGUUCCAGUCGGACGAGAAGACUCACGAGCGGCACAUUGGGCCUGCCGUGUACCACGUGUACGAGCUGAGCAACGACGGCCCGUCAGACAUCGUGGCCGCCGAGGCGUACAUCAUCUGGCCGACUUACACCUAUCCGGAUGAUAAGCACCUGUUGUACCUUCUGGAGCAGCCUCAGGUGGAGGGACCCGGCACCUGUUCGCCCGUCACCGGCAUAAACCCGCUACAACUCGAGAUCGAGCCGAGCGAGAGUCUACUCAGCGGCGAAUUCGGAGUCGAGGGCGCGAUGGUGGCGCCACCUCUGCGGCGCCCAAAGCGUAGUUCCGAAGCUGACUUCCAGGCAGCGCUGGGGUGCGGUCCGACCGUCUGCACCCAGAUAUUCUGCGAGAUCGGCCCGCUGGCUGACAAACAGAAUGUUAUCAUCCGAGUCAGAACGAGAGUCUGGGUGGACACCAUCAAAGACGAGAUGAAGGACCGCGAGGCCCGUGAGUUCACCGUCUCCUCCAAGAUGGUGGCCCGAGUGACGGCACUGCCCUACAAAGUCGACCCGUCCUACAUGAACCACACCGUCCACGCGGUGACGACCCGUGUGGAGACGGAUGACGACAGGUCGGCCCCGGUACCCUGGUGGGUGAUCGUGCUCGCCUCCUGCGGCGGAGUGCUCAUCCUGCUCAUACUGGUCCUCAUCCUCUACAAGCUCGGUUUCUUCAAGCGGCGGAGACGGCCCGGCACUGCCGCGCCGGCCACCAACGGGGGCGGCAAGGACAAGAACGGUGGAGGAAACGGUUACUCACCCGCCGCGCAUCGAAGUCCCGCCGGUAGCGCCACCAACGGCAGCUCAACGUACUACGGCUUCCAGAACGGCGACGAGGCGUUAUGACUAGUUCGUCCGACCGCCACCGGCGGCGCCACCGUCACUCCUGAGCCGGGUAUCAUCUCUGCUUGGUAACGCAGAAGUCUACCAGAGUUUCGUCUGUUGGUGACGAAAAGAAGCUCUUUCCUGGUGCGAAAUAAUACGAAACCAGACGUGGGACCAGCUCUACGGCUAAUGGCAAGCACCCUGCGGCAAGGAGCUAUCAGAGCGGACUCGAACUCAACGCUCCCUCGAAUGGAGUCUCGAGCCAGGCCUCCCAGGUGAAUAGACUCGAGUGACUCUCCCCGGAGCGUCGAGCUGCUGGUCUCGUGAGACCACACACUGCUCUGGUCCUCACCUGCGUCCAGUCACAGAGUGCAAAGGACCACCCGCUCCUCCUCGGCGGGGAAAUCACGGGAUCGUGAACGUCUGCCAUUGAGCCCGCGCACAGUGUCGGCCAAAGACUAAGUUGGCACCGAGUGAGACAGUUUGGGCCUGCAGCAUCUCGUGAAUGAGCGGUGACGCAGUGUGCUGAGUGGUUGAGUGGCCAGAAACGUCUAGUCAAACCGCGUUAUACUGGUGCUUGCUGAGGCGAACGUCGAUGGACGGUGUUGGUGUCAACAGUUGUUGAUGGAUGUUGAUGGCAGCCAUCAACAGUUGUUGAUGGCUGGUGAAUCGAAAUGUGAGUGACUUCUUGGAGUCACAUUUUCAGAUCUGAUGAAUGGAAUCUGCUUUCAUCUUUUUUUCAGGUCAUACCUGUAAGCACCGAACAUGAUCUGCGAAGUUGAUCUGGUUAGUGUCUUUAUUCGACGAGCCUGUGGUGUAAUCACGCCUCGUGUUUUUAUUUAACACUGUUUAUAUACGUAUUUCAUUUGAAAUUUUUUUCAGCCUUGGCGAACGGAUAAUCGCCGUCUGAGAUCUGCCAAUCAUGAAAACUUCAAUUGUCUCAUAUUGUUCCACUGGCUCCACCAGGCGUAUAUUAGGUUCCUGAUUUUACUUACCAUUAAUGGAUGUAAGUGAUCUGUAAGUGUGUGUCGGAAGCUGUUGAAGUCAGAGGCAACUAACCGUCGUACACCCAUGUUUAACACGCUUUGUGGAUGCCAUAUAAAUUAAAAUUAAUUUAAGGCAACAUAAGUUUCAAGUCGAGCUUCAUACAACCCUUGCGACUUUUCAUAGAGCUUUCAGACGACUUGAAAUGACUGUUAGGACGCAGUACUUAAACUUUGGUGUCGCAAUGUGACACGAAACAUAUAUCACAUUAAACAAACUGUGCAUUUUGUCCGUUUUUCAUUGAUUCUUCGUUGUAUGUACUAUGCAGUGAAUGAAUGUUCAUGAGCUUAAGCGAAGCACUCUCAUUAAUAAGACUGAACACAUCGUCAUGUUCAAGAUUCUUGAGCUGCACGAGAUGCAGCUUUGGCACAAUAGCCGAUUUAGAUGACGGAAGUGGAUCACGUUAGGCGUCUGCUGAGCGCGUAGGAAGCGAAGUGUGUUCGCUGGCAGUUGUGUCGACAGAAGCAGUGAAGCCAGUAGGAGGUAUGGUGUGGUGUUUUGCCGAGCACGCUGUGUAGUGCAGGCCGUGAGGUGCACGGGACGCAGAGAGUUGCUUCUGCCACCAUGUUUGUUGCGUUGAGAUGUCGUGGAAAGUGCCAUUUUUAUAUUAUGAUGCGAACUUGUUUCCGUAAUACAACCUUAACUUUC